UUGAAGCAAAAUCUAAUGAAUUUCCCAAUCCACGCGACGAUCUACGGCCCCCCAAAUUCUACUGCUUACCCAUCUUGUUGAAAAACUAUCAAAAAUAACAACUACAAACACUAACAACGCCGUUAAGCACUAAGCUGUACAUAAGCUUCAUGUUAAUGAAACGUAGUCAUCAAAUUAAGUUCGGCUCAUUUCAUUUGAAAACCCCUUUUGUUUCCGUCAGAUUGGUUUAACUUGCAGUUGAUGAAAACCCCUCUUCCUUGGCCCUUACACAAAGUCUCAAACCUUUUCUACGGAAACUUUCACUAUACGUCUGUCCUCAGUCCCAGAGACAGGUCUAUAAAUAUACUCUUUCAUGACCAUCCAAUGCAAUAAUCCUCCACGGUGAUACAUUCUCAAACAAAAUUAACACAACAUGCCUAAGAGUUCUUCAGGUUCCUACUUGGGUCCAGGAGGCUUGGAUCUGUCCCAAGCCUUCUUCAAGUCCAUUCUUCACACUGCUCCUCCCUCUCCCACCAAGAGACACACCAAGAUAUCCGUCAUCGGAGCCGGCAACGUCGGCAUGGCCAUAGCCCAGACCAUCCUCACUCAAGACAUCACCGACGAGCUUGUCCUCCUUGACGCCGUGCCGGACAAGCUCCGUGGAGAGAUGCUCGACUUGCAGCACGCCGCCGCGUUUCUGCCUCGCACAAAGAUCCAUGCUUCCACUGAUUACUCCAUCACCGUGGGAUCUGACCUCUGUAUUGUCACCGCGGGCGCCCGCCAGAGCGAGGGCGAGUCCAGGCUGAAUCUUUUGCAAAGGAACCUUGCCAUGUUUAAGGGUAUCAUUCCUCCAUUGGCUCGUUAUUCCCCACACACUGUCCUGCUCGUCGUUUCGAACCCUGUCGACGUGUUAACUUACAUUGCAUGGAAGCUUUCCGGCUUCCCCUCAAACCGAGUCAUCGGAUCUGGUACCAACCUGGACUCCUCCAGGUUCAGGUUCCUCAUGGCCGAUCAUCUCGACGUCAAUGCUCAGGACGUGCAGGCUUAUAUAGUUGGGGAACACGGUGACAGCUCGGUGGCUCUGUGGUCAAGUAUUAGUAUUGGGGGAGUGCCGGUGCUGAGCUUUCUGGAGAAGCAACAGAUAGAGUACGAGAAAGAGACGUUAGAGAACAUUCACAAGCAUGUGGUGGAGAGUGCUUAUGAAGUGAUUCGUCUGAAAGGCUAUACUUGCUGGGCCAUAGGGUACUCGGUGGCUAGCUUGGCUCGAACCAUCCUGAGAGACCAGAAGAAGAUCCACCCAGUGUCGGUGCUCGCAAACGGGUUUCAUGGCGUAUACGGGGGACAAGUGUUCUUGAGCUUGCCGGCUCAGCUUGGAAGAGGAGGCGUAUUGGGUGUCACCAAUGUGCACCUUACUGAAGAGGAAGCUCAGAAGCUGAGAGACUCCGCUAAAACCAUCAUUGAGGUGCAGGCGGAGUUGGGCAUUUGAAUUUUGGGGCAUGGAUUGUUUCCUCUACUUUCUGUCCUUUUCCUUUUCCUUUUCUGGCCAAUAGAUCA
Prosopis cineraria is the source of this 1533-nucleotide messenger RNA. Its product is annotated as L-lactate dehydrogenase B-like. The record is from RefSeq and is a predicted model, not a curated record. Bases 413 to 1465 code for a protein of 350 amino acids. Gene Ontology annotation, molecular function: L-lactate dehydrogenase (NAD+) activity. Lineage: Eukaryota; Viridiplantae; Streptophyta; Magnoliopsida; Fabales; Fabaceae. The transcript has 2 exons. Gene Ontology annotation, cellular component: cytoplasm. Gene Ontology annotation, biological process: carboxylic acid metabolic process.